Messenger RNA from Capsicum annuum, 3718 nucleotides. RefSeq lists its product as uncharacterized. The record is from RefSeq and is a predicted model, not a curated record. NCBI's taxonomy places the organism in Eukaryota, Viridiplantae, Streptophyta, Magnoliopsida, Solanales, Solanaceae.
CUCUUAGGUGACUCAAAGGACUCACACUUCCUCAAGCACACCUUUCUUGCAAAUUUCCCAAGACAAGUGAAAAACCAAUUUCAAUGUUCAAGGGACCUAAUUUCGGAUUCUAGGGCUACACUAGAAGACUAAAGCUACAAAUUAAGAGUAAUAUUCAAUGUCAUCAAAAGUCUAAUGAAAAUAGUAUCUAAAGUGUCUAUUUAUACUAUUACAUAACAAUGACUAAAUUUCCCUUAAUGAGGCAUAGGAAGAGGCGCCCUUGGAGUGUGGUCUUUUGAAGUGUAAAGACCACUAUGCUCUUAAUGAAUAGGCGCCUAUGUGAUGUAGUGAUCUCUCCUUCUCUUCAAUUUGAUCAAGGCUUUGAAAAGGCUCCAAAAGGGUCUUCAAGCACUUGCCAAAUCCGAACUUGAACCUUCUACAAGACCUUGAAAUCCUUGUGCUCCUUGUGCUUGUAUCAUAAUCUCAAUGAAAACAAAUGGGACCAGAAUUAUCUAAGUAUGUCUUUUGGUAAUUGGAAGGUGAAAACUUGGAGUAGGGUGUGAUUGGACUGACAUUAUGGCAUUUUAUGGACGCAAUCUGGUUUCCAUGUGUCAUUGGCUAAGUUACUGAGUGGUCUUUUUUAUAGGAGUACUUCAAAUUUUUUUGAUUUCAUUAGCUUUUGUAGUAAGUGUGUUUAUGACGUGUCUAUCUUUUUCCUGUUUCUGAUUAUAACAUGUAAUGAAACUCAAAUUAAAUAAGUAGUAGUAGAAGAGCAUUUAUGACAUCUUUUCCAUUUUAAUAUCUUCUAGGAUCUAGCAUGUUUAAUUUUAGAGGCAGAGUUAAGCCAUUCCAUAUUUUAAUUUGUUAUCACAAGCCUGUUAAACUCACAUAGUGCCUGGGAUUUUUCACUUAGGUAAUACGUACUUGUUCUUUUACUUGUUUUUGUUCCCUUUAUUCUUCUUCUGGUCCUUACAUUAUUAUCUCUUCCCAUUUGGUGGAAGUUUCAAGGAAGAUUUCUGCCACGAUGUUACAAUGGAUGGGUGGGUCAAGGAGGAAAGUUGAUGCUUCAAGAAGGUCAACACAGAAAAGGCAAAAGCAAUUUUUUGAGCAAAGAAAAUGGCAUGAGCAGCAGAAAAAAGAUGCAAGAGAGAGCUUCUUUGAGGAGAAAACCCCAUGCUAUCAGCCAGAAAAGAAUAGUCGUUCACUUGAUAUUCUGAGUUUACUGAACUUAUCAACAGGUUCUGGGGAACACAAGUCAAAUGUCCAUUCAGCAAGGCAUAUUUAUGAGGACAAUCAAAUGCUACAGCCUUCUCCAGUGAUUCAAACAAAAAAAGUCAUUUGUCUUGGCUCUCUUCAACAUAAGGAAGGAACUUCACCAAGCUACCAAGAUGAUGCUGCCUGCCCACAGAAUACAUCAGUCGGAGCACCUGGAGGUCAUGAGAAAGCUUUGUACAGCACCGAUCACAAAGAAAACCCUCUGACAAACUCUACAAGCAAGCAGCUCUCUAUCAUUGACAUACUUGGUGAUGAUGGACCGAACUGCGAGUUGGGAAGUUCGACUCAUGAAGGCCAUGUUGCAUUUUCGUUUGAAGGUUUAGGUAAAGUUGAAAUGUCUACCCCAGUCCAUUCACCGCAGCAACCUGGCAGGUCCUCAUGUCCAAGGGCUAGGAGAAAGGGUCUCUCAUCUGACUACCUUAACAGAGGCAUAUAUGGCAUUGAACUUGAAUUGGAUCGCAUGAUGGUGGAUGUAGAACUACCUUUUCGUACAAGUCCUUUAGACGGAUCCUCUUGCUCCAGGGGAAUACCAGAUUUACCUGGCAGCGCAGAACAUAAGUUACCAGAUACCAAAUGGUUCUCCUUUAAUAACAAUUUCACUUAUCUGCACGCUUUUGAGAAUGAUGAGAUCUUUGGCAAAAGUAAGGAGAGUUCAAAUACAAUUUGGAAUGCAUAUUCCAGCUUCCCACUUCCUGAAAGCUUUCAUGAAGAUUGUGGUUCACUACCUAAGAGCCACUUAUAUCAUUUAGAUGCUGGCUCCACUGAUUUUUGGAAUUGCCAAAGUUGUGGGAGGCGAGCAUUCUACUUUGAGGACUGUUAUUAUUGGAAUUCUGCCAAUUCUUGUAGUGCCAGAAAUAAUGAGAAGCAAGGAACCUGUUUUGAUGACUCUUAUCAUCAGAAUCAAAGGGUCAGGAUGAGAGCCAAAGCAGAAUUCAACAUAAUAGAUUCACCUACUUCCUAUUCCAAGCACUUCAAACCAGAGAAUUUCAGUGUCUCAGAUGGAGAAUGGUAUUCCAUGGGAUGCGCAAGCCCUCAUUUAAUGGAUUAUAUAGACCAUGCUGACAUGACAUGGUUUGCAAAUGAAGAUGCAAGAGAUAAUUUGAGUUUAUUGAGCGAAGAGUCAUCCACUGCAGUGGUGGGUGACUUAGACACACAACAAAAGAUGAACUCAAAUAAUAAAAGGAGAAGCCAGGAGGAUGUAUCUGAUGGGAGCAAAGAGAAAAAAUUCUGUGAGAUGUUAUUUUCGAAGGAAAGAAAUUGCAAGAGGAGUGAUAUUCAGCUAGGGAAAGAAAUGGAUGAGCCAACAAAGUCACCAUGGCCACUGAACCAAUCAAGAGCCGAGCCAGAACAUGGCAAUCCUGUAUUUUAUGAGAAGAGGUCAGACAUGAACAAUGAUCAACCGAGGGAGGCAAGAUAUAGUCCAGGAGAGUCAAAUUCAAGAUUCAGAUCUUUCUACCAAACUUCAGGUUCCAAAAGAUAUGUAUCCACUUGUUCUGACUUUUCUGUUGGAGAUGUCCUUACUGACCGGGAGCCUAAGUUACAAGUGGACACCCUACAGAACUUCAAAGGGUCUAAUAAAUAUCCAGGUGAAUAUGCACCCUCAAGUUUUAUGUUGGAACCAACGACUUUUGCACUAGAUAGCCCCGGGUGCACCUUCAGGAACUUGUUUCAGGAUGCCAAGAAGGCAUGUGGUACCGAGGAUUCAUUACAUAGUCUUGGUUCCCAUGGCACAGUAACAGGAAACUUUGUAAGAGAUGUAGGUAAGAUACCUUAUUUCCCGAGCGAUGGAGACAAAGGUGUUGAUAUCCUACCAUUUGAUAGCAGCCAAUUUGUCCCAAUUACUGAAGUUUCUGGUAGGUGCAAGGGUUUCUCAUCAGGAAAGGAAAAGUCAGUGGAUGUAUCAAGUGCUGUCAAUAGGUGUAGCAACUGUGAGGAACCAAAGGAAAAAACUCCAGAAGUGAAGGACAGGACUCGAUUGUUUAACUACUCUGAAUGUGCAGAAGAAGCAUCUUUAUCUAUAGAGAUAUCCACUGUAUCAAAGGGGGAUCAGGACAGUUCAGAUAAAAAUCAGGACACUCAAAUCUUUACUUAGAUACCAAGCAGGAGAUGAAGUUACAAAAGAGGACAUCAGAUCUUCGUCAAAUGAAAGAAUGAUAACUACACGACAAUGUCACAAUGUUCAUCAAAAUGGGCAGGUUAUGAUGUUUGAGGACGUGUCCUUCAAUUUCUACAUGUGCAGUUUUUGAAGGAAGCACAGGAUUAAAGAACUUGGGAAUCGGUAUGAUACUCUUAUUAUGUUUUAAUAGAUAAAAGCAAACAUGAACAUUCUAAUUCAAUUGUUGGCUUUUUAAGCAUUUGACUUUCAUGUGUUUGUCGCUAUGGUUUAGAGACAUGAAAGCUAUGUUGUGUUCUAGUGAUGCAUACUGCCAUGACUAUUGAACUUGUAGAACCAGAUUUAUGUGCA